Beta vulgaris subsp. vulgaris (sugar beet) is the source of this 1098-nucleotide messenger RNA. Its product is annotated as hyoscyamine 6-dioxygenase-like. NCBI's taxonomy places the organism in Eukaryota, Viridiplantae, Streptophyta, Magnoliopsida, Caryophyllales, Amaranthaceae. The record is from RefSeq and is a predicted model, not a curated record. The transcript has 5 exons. The coding region runs from base 23 to 1042 and encodes 339 amino acids.
GAGAAAUUGCAUCUAUAUUCUAAUGGCGAAUCUCCUUUCAAGUGGCAUUAUUGCAAAUAACAAAGUUCCUCAAAAAUACGUUCUUCCCCCUGGAAGAAGACCUGCUCUUGAAGGAAAAAUUGAUAUUCCAGUAGUUGAUCUUCACGACAAAUCGAAUUUAGUUCGACACAUUAUGAAUGCUAGCCAAGAUUUUGGACUAUUCCAGGUUAUAAACCAUGGUAUUUCAAGCGAGUUGAUGAAUGAUGCAAUGAAAGUAUUCAAGGAGGUAUUUAAUUUGGCUCCAGAAGAAAGAUCACAAAUAAACAUGAAAGAGGACCUAAAUCAAGUUUGCAGAAUGUAUUCAAGUAGCUUAAAUUAUGAUAAUGAGGAAUUUCACUUAUGGAGGGAUAUUUUGAGGCACAGUUGUAACCCUCUGGAGGAAUGCAUAAAAUAUUGGCCUCAAAAGCCAGAAAAUUAUAGGGAGAUAGUUGGAGCAUAUGUUAUAGCUUUAAAGAAGAUGUCAAUGAUGAUCCUAGAACACAUCUCUGAAGGGCUUGGGCUAGAGCCAGGAUACUUUGCAAAUGAGCUAAGUGAAGGUAACGUCUUAACAAUAAAUCAGUAUCCACCAUGCCCAGACCCAAGUGUGACAAUGGGACUACCACAGCAUAAAGAUCCGACCCUUAUAAACACAGUUCAAGCAACACCAGUUGAUGUUCCAGGGCUCCAACUCUUAAAGGAUGGGAAAUGGCUUGAAUUUGAGAUGGCUCCUAAUGCAAUUUUGGUUUUCAUAGGCAAUCAACUUGAGGUUAUUAGCAAUGGAAAGCUGAAAGCUGCAGUGCAUAGAGCAGUAACAAAUGCUAGUAAAGCACGAACAACUGCAGUCUUCUUCAUUAAUCCAUCGAUGGAAUGCAUGGUUGAGCCAGCAAAAGUUAUUCUUGAAGCAGAAAAUUGUGCACCACUUUACAAGGCAUUUCGAUACAAGGAGUAUUUUGACAUUCACACAGGCCAUGAUGUGGAUAGAUCUGCUAUACUCGAAAAUUAUAAUUUUAAGAUCAAAUAUUGAAAUAUGCCAAAAGUAUUGUUUUUUUUUAAUGUUACAGCUCUUAUAGAUAGUGAUAA